Molecule: messenger RNA, 3319 nt
Organism: Linum trigynum
Lineage: Eukaryota; Viridiplantae; Streptophyta; Magnoliopsida; Malpighiales; Linaceae
Source: the annotation of a GenBank genome assembly
CUAACGAUUAGGUAAUGUAGUGAGUUUUACUACAAUUUUCACAUGAAGAGUGACUGAAAUACUGUUUCUAUUGUUCUAUGGAUGGAUUUCGAAGAAAGAAGUGAGGUUUUACCUUGAUAUUUUGUGCGAAAACAAUUUUUGAGCCUCGUUGAAGUUGGAAACCCUUCGUUUUUCAACGAAGAAGCGAGAACAGUGAAUCGUUGAAUGAUUCUUCGAAAACCUUUGCGAAAAUCGUUGAAUGAUUCUGUGUUUUCUGAAGUUUUUGGUGCGCGAUUGGAUGAAGAAUGGAGAGUUAGAGAGCAGAGGGAAGUGCAACUGUCGCGUGAAAGGUGAGAGAAAGAAGGAAAGAAGGCGGGCACGGUUUAAUGUCACGUCUCCUUUUCAAAUUGUCAGAUGGAAAGAUUACUAUUUUGCCCCCCGUGUAGUUACUUUUGCUUGAUCUGACGGUUGAAAAGCGGAUGGAAUGGACGGUUGAUAGGGCGGUUACUGAUGGUUACUGAUAUAUUGGUUACUGAGGGGAUCCGGACCCCUUUUUGGUCUCCGAAACUGCGAUUUUUCCCGCCUCCUAACUCCACAAUUUCCAUUCUCCAUUUUGUUUACAUUUUAUUGCUUCGGUUUUGCCACUCGGAUUCAUCGGAAUCAAUCGAGGAACAAUACUUACUUGCGACCCCAGCUCGUAAAGUUGCAGACUUCUUCUUCUUUCUAUGAAUUUGACCAAAAUCGGCCAUCAUCUCUCCGCAUCAAUCAGAAGUGCAUCGACGGGAAAGCCAACCGUAACUCUCGCAACCUUAGAGACCCUUCUGCAGCAAUGCCGAAACUCGAGUCACUUCGAUCAAAUCCUUUCCCAAAUGGUCAUCACUGGCUUCCUGGGCGACACUUUCGCUGCUAGCAGGCUGCUGAAAUUCUCCACUGACUCGCUCUUCGUUCCCAUCGCCCACUCCCACCGCAUCUUCACUCACGUUCGGGGCCCCAACGGGUUCAUCUGUAACACCAUGAUGAGGGCUCAUGUACGGAGAAAUAGUCCGGAGCAGGCUCUGCUUGUUUACACAUUGAUGCGAGACGGUGAUGUCGCGGCCGAUACUUACACGUAUCCGAUUCUCCUGCAGUCUUGUUCACAGAGGCUAGCGGAGGUUGAAGGGAGAUUGAUUCAUGGCCAAGUGAUUAAGGUGGGUUUUGAUUCUGAUGUUUAUGUGGGGAAUACGUUGAUUAAUAUGUAUGCGGUUUGUGGGUGUUUGGGUGAUGCACGCAAAGUGUUCGAUGAAAGUUGUUCCUUGGACUCGGUAUCGUGGAAUUCGAUGUUGGCAGGGUAUGUAUCGGCAGAUAACGUGGAUGAGGCGAAGUGGUUGUAUGAAAGGAUGCCUGAGAGGAACGUAAUCGCUUCGAAUUCUAUGAUUGUGUUGCUUGGGAGGAGUGGGCAUUUGGAAGAGGCUGCUAAGGUGUUCGAUGAAAUGCCUGAGAGAGACUUGGUAUCGUGGAGUGCGUUGGUAUCUUGUUAUGAGCAGAAUGAGAUGUACGAUGAGGCGUUGAGGAAGUUUAAGGAAAUGGUUGUUGAUGGAGUACUGGUGGACGAGGUUGUACUGAUCACUGUUCUUUCUGCUUGUACUCAUUUAGUGGUAGCUAUGACAGGGCAGUUGAUCCAUGCUUUGGCUAUCAAAGCUGGGAUUGAGUUAUACAUUAACCUUCAAAAUGCCUUGAUACAUAUGUACUCCAUUUGUGGAGAAUUAGUUUCUGCUGAAAAGUUGUUUAGCUCUGGCUGCACCUUGGACCUUAUAUCGUGGAACUCUAUGAUCUCCGGGUACUUGAGAUGCGGGGAAGUGGAGAAGGCUAGGAGCUUAUUUGAUUCGAUGCCACAGAGGGACACUGUGUCAUGGAGUGUGCUGAUAUCAGGCUAUGCCCAACGCGAUCGGUUUGCUGAUGCAUUGGCAUUGUUCCAGGAUAUGCAGCUUGAAGGGAUUCAGCCUGAUGAAACCGUUCUGGUGAGUGUUAUCUCAGCUUGCACACACUUGUCUUCCCUCGACCAAGGUGCAUGGAUUCAUGCAUAUAUUAGGAAGAAGCAAAUGAAAGUUAAUGUCAUACUAGGCACAACCCUUAUUGACAUGUACAUGAAAUUCGGUUCAGUACCGAAUGCCAUGGAAGUUUUCAGAGCCAUGGAAGAAAAGGGGGUAUCAACUUGGAAUGCUCUUAUUCUGGGUUUGGCGAUGAAUGGGUUCGUGAAGGAGUCCCUCGCCACUUUUUCGGAGAUGAAGGAGUGUAGUAUUGUGCCAAAUGAAAUAACGUUUCUAGCUGUGCUUGGUGCUUGCAGACACAUGGGCUUGGUAGAGGAAGGGCGUCGCCAUUUCGACGCCAUGUCCCGAAAGCACGGAAUAGAACCGACUAUCAAACACUAUGGAUGCAUGGUUGAUCUUCUUGGACGCGCAGGUAAGCUAACAGAAGCUGAAGAACUUAUUGCCAACAUGCCUGUGCCUCCUGAUGUUUCAACUUGGGGUGCUUUACUCGGGGCUUGUAAAAAACACGGGGACAAUGUGAUGGGAGAAAGAGUGGGAAGAAAAUUAGUAGAUCUUCAACCGGAGCAUGAUGGCUUUCAUGUUUUAUUGUCCAACAUAUAUGCUUCAAAGGGCAGCUGGGAUAAUGUGCAUGAGAUUCGAGGGAUGAUGAGGCAACACGGUGUGAUUAAGACACCGGGUUGUAGCAUGAUUGAGGUGAAGGGAACAAUUCACGAAUUUCUCGCAGGUGAUAAGACACACCCUCAGAGCGAAGAUAUCGAGAAAAUGCUAGACGAUAUGACUAAGAAACUAAAGAUGGAAGGUUAUGCACCAGAUACACGUGAAGUUUUGCUUGACAUUGAUGAAGAAGAUAAAGAAACCACAUUGUUUAGACACAGCGAGAAGAUUGCAAUCGCCUUUGGGCUUCUCACCAUUGACGCACCUACACCAAUAAGAAUCAUGAAGAAUUUACGGAUAUGCAAUGAUUGUCACACGGCAGCUAAGGUAAUCUCUAGAGCUUAUGAUCGCGAAAUUGUGGUGAGGGAUCGACAUCGGUUCCAUCACUUCAAGCAGGGCUCAUGCUCAUGCCUGGAUUAUUGGUGACGGAAAGCUUCGGCCCUAGCAUAUAAUCAUAUUUUUCUCGAAUCUGUCAUUUAUGCUCAUUGUGCAUUUGUGCAAUUGUACAUGAAUCAUGAUGUUUACUCUGCUCGCUUGAAUACGUGAUGGUGCCAGAGGAUCUUCUAUGUAGCCAUAUCUCCUGAAUCCAAUUUGGCAUGUAAAUCCUACUACGAGAUUCGUAUGUUGGACUAGAGCACCUAUAAAUACAGAGGCUUACA